Camelina sativa (false flax) is the source of this 1020-nucleotide messenger RNA. NCBI's taxonomy places the organism in Eukaryota, Viridiplantae, Streptophyta, Magnoliopsida, Brassicales, Brassicaceae. The record is from RefSeq and is a predicted model, not a curated record.
AAACGGAAGAGAGAUGAAGGAACCAUCAUCAGGCUUUUUGUCGUUACCACAGGACAUCCUUUCAGAUCUCUCAUCGCUUCGCCUGAGCUUGAGGCCACACGAACUCGUAUGGGAAUAGUAAGAGAAGCUUUCGUUUGCUUAGACCUAAACAAGAGCAACCCUAAUCCUAGCUGGUUCAUUCUUUCCCAAGUUAUCAACGACCGGCAGAAAUUACCUACUAGGAGAUUACUACCCCUCCCGUCCUUUCCUGGUCAACAUCCCAAAUCCUCGACCGUUCUUUUAGUCGAUUCAGUGAUUUACAUAAUUGGAGGCUUGAUUGGAGGAAAUAGAAGCAAUAGAGUGUUGCUUCUUGAUUGCCUUUCUCAUCAAUGGCGUAGUCUCCCAAACAUGCGUCAGCCUCGAGUUUCUCCAGCCGCUGAUGUAAUCGACGGUAAGAUCUACGUGAUUGGUGGCUGCAGGUCCAACUAUAUCGAGAAUUGGGGAGAAGUUUAUGAUCCAAAGACCCAAACUUGGCAGUCAAUAUUACAUACAGCACUUGACGAUCUCAUCUCACAAAAGAAUGUGGUUCCAGGUAGAUUAGUCAUGCGUGGAAAGGAAUAUGGCAUGCAUGGUUGGAAUCUUAUCUUGAUGACAGACACUUGUUUGGUAGACAAGGUUUUGCGUCUAAUAUCAUUUAUGCAUAAGAGUCUUUAUUGGAACGAUCCAGAGGAAGAUUUGGAGUGGAGGUUGGUUCAAGGACUUGAAGAAGUCUCUCAUCAGUUACUAUAUUUUCAUAAUCAGUUUAAUUUGGUUGGAAACUCCGAGGGAGGCAGAAGAGUGACAUUGUGGUGGAAGUCGGUAGUUACUCAUUCUGAAGGUCACCAAUAUUGCACUGAGGAAUGUAAAACAGAGAUUUGGUGUGGAGAGGUUUUGUUUGAGAGACGCGGUUUACAAGAGCUUUGGGGAUCUGUUCAAUGGUCUAAAAAUGUCUUUACCAUUGACGGAUGUGACUCCGUUCUGAUUUAUUUUUGCAUUCUGUGA